This is a messenger RNA of Drosophila montana, 2025 nucleotides long. RefSeq names its product putative helicase MOV-10. Lineage: Eukaryota; Metazoa; Arthropoda; Insecta; Diptera; Drosophilidae. The record is from RefSeq and is a predicted model, not a curated record. Gene Ontology annotation, biological process: regulatory ncRNA-mediated post-transcriptional gene silencing. Gene Ontology annotation, cellular component: P granule; cytosol. The transcript is spliced from 2 exons. The coding region runs from base 1 to 2025 and encodes 674 amino acids. Gene Ontology annotation, molecular function: 5'-3' RNA helicase activity; RNA binding.
AUGGCUAAUUUGAAGUUUUACAAACCUAGCACUGCCAUGCUGCAGGCCUACAUGGUAAAUUUUAACGACCAAAGUUUAAGAGAAAAUGAUACUUGCUUCGGCGAAUAUCUGGAAACACGCCAAUUGAGCUUUGACAAUAUCUGCUCUGUUCUUAAGAAGCUGCUCACCAUUGAGGAUUUGAGCAAAAUGGAUGACUACACUCAACUCAUGCAGACGAAUGUAAGCGUUACGAGAGUAGACGGCGAACACUAUGAAAUUAAUCUUAGCCACACUGAAGUAUAUGCCAAAGAUGUCUUAAAACCCGACGUGGACGAGCUAGUACUUGUGCCAAAUGCAAGUCUGUUGGAAAUGCCAUUGCCCAAUCCGCUGAUCUUGGCACAGAUGCCGCAUAUACACGAAUCUCUCAAUCCAAGAGAUAAUAAGCGCCGUCAUGUGGGCAGCAUUGUACAAGUGAAUAACACAAGUGUUAUUUUUGAAUACUCAACAAUAGAUUUGAUAAAUUUAAACAAAAAAUGGAACAUUAUCUUUAGGUCCCCGCGCAUUCCGUUUCGCCUAAUGUACCACGCACUCGACCUGCUUAUGGUGUGUCGCACAGAGCGCAAUUAUUUGUUUGCUAUUCCUAAUUUAGCUAAUCAGCUUCACGAGUCCGACUGUUUUGAAGACUUUAAUCUGAUCAACACACAAAUCGCCACAAAUAGUGAACAGCUUCAGGCAGUAAAGCAGAUAGUUAAUGGACCUAACUCUCUGGCGCCAUACAUUGUAUUUGGACCACCAGGCACCGGAAAGACUACAACCAUUGUGGAGGCCGUUCUUCAAUUGUGCCUUUUACGCCCGAAGAGUCACAUAAUUGUCACGGCGGGCUCUAAUUCGGCCUGCGAUACGGUAGCUUUGAAGAUAUGUGAAUUAAUUGAGAAUAAUGUUAGAUUUGCCGAUCAAAAAAAAAAUGUGGUGCUGCGUGUUUUCUCGAGGAAAAGAUAUGAGCAAGGACUGGAAAAUGUGCAUCCUUUAGUGGUGAAAUACUCCAAUUGUGCAAAUGAUUAUAAGAACUUUAACAGUUUAAAGUUAAAAAAAUAUAGGAUCAUUGUGUCCACUUUGUGCCUAGUGGGCCUGUUGGCACUAAAUGAUUCAGAUGUCCAAUUUACGCAUGUUUUCAUUGACGAGGCGGCAGCAUCUACUGAACCAGAGACGCUGCUUGGCAUUGUUGGCGUUAAGAAUGCCGCAUGCCAUAUUAUACUCUCCGGUGAUCACAACCAAUUGGGCCCUUUUAUUGGUAGCCAGCGUGCAUCCAGCUUGGGCUUCGGUCAAUCUCUUUUGGAGCGUCUGAUGCUUAGCAGAUUGUACCAGUUGGAUGCCAGUGGCAACUAUGACCGGACACUACAAACGCGCUUACGUCGCAACUAUAGAUCCCAUCCGGAGAUCGUGGGACUCUUUAAUAAGCUCUAUUAUCAUGAUGAGCUCAUACCGUUGGCGCCAACAAUGAAGAUUAACAUGGCCGCCAAAUGGAAUCAGCUGGCCAAUGCCAAGUUUCCCAUAUUAUUCCACAACAUAUACGGAAAAACAUGUCGCAAGAUGCACUCGAGAAGUAGGUACAAUCAGCAAGAGGCCCAGGUGCUUAGCUGGUACGUCAGAAUUUUGCUAGGAAGGGGCAUCGGCGGUGGCUUGAGUGUGAAGCAGCAGGACAUUGGCGUUAUCACACCAUACUUGGCACAGUGUGAGCUGAUCAAGCAGAUAUUUAUCGAACGGGGUCUGUUCGAUGUGGAUGUGGGCACUGUUCAACGCUACCAGGGACGUGAGAAACCCAUUAUUGUUGUCUCCAUGGUUUCUUCAUAUACCAGCACAACUUUCGUAACUAAUCCUCGACUACUGAAUGUUAUACUCUCGCGAGCCAUGUCAUUAUUAAUAAUAAUUGGCAAUCCGGUAAGUCUGGGAGCAAGUAAGGACAUUCAGUACAUCAUCAACAAGUGCGAGUUGCAUGAAAACGUUUUGGGCAAGAAAAUUGACAACAAAACUAGUUUGCAAGGGUAA